Clupea harengus (Atlantic herring) is the source of this 6680-nucleotide messenger RNA. RefSeq names its product calmodulin regulated spectrin associated protein family member 2b (gene camsap2b). Gene Ontology annotation, biological process: neuron projection development; negative regulation of microtubule depolymerization; cytoplasmic microtubule organization. Gene Ontology annotation, molecular function: spectrin binding; microtubule minus-end binding; calmodulin binding. Lineage: Eukaryota; Metazoa; Chordata; Actinopteri; Clupeiformes; Clupeidae. The record is from RefSeq and is a predicted model, not a curated record. Gene Ontology annotation, cellular component: microtubule minus-end.
GCGUAACGCGCAGGCGCUGUACCAGUGCCUGCUUUUGAGGCCAGUGCGGCAGGAAAACCGCAGGGAGAGACAGAGAUUUCAGGGAGGAGGACAGUUAGAAAGUUAAAGAAGAGAGAAAUCUCCAACAUGGAAGACGAGGAGUAUUCCAGUCGCCCACAGUGUUCGACCAUAUGGAAUUCGGCGACCCCUCAUAUGACAAACGAGGAAGUUUGAUUGACAUUUCGAUAUUGUAACAUCCUUGGCAACCUGAGGAUAAUGUCAGGGAAUGGAUGAAGAACUACUGCGGAUGACUGGAUUAAGUCACUGGACUGAGUACUAACGCGAACACAUGGAGAUACCGCUCAAUAAUAUGUUCAACGUUUCACCGCCACACAUGUAACUGACGCACGUUGCUCUAAUUGUGCUAAACUCUAUCCGACAGAAGACCCACGAACAUUAAUGUUAAUGAAGAGAACAUUUUGCGCAUAGAGUUCUCUGGAAUGUCCUCGUCAUCCAUCAGUAUCGUUUCAUAGUUCACCGUCAGCCUUGGGGAAGAGGAAUAGCUCCAGUUAGAUGCCAGGAUGGGUGAUGCAGUGGAUAACAAGGAGACUAAAAGGACAUUCAUCGUGCCGGCCAUAAAAUCUUUUGAUCACUAUGAUUUCACAAGGGCUAAAAUAUCUUGUAGUUUAGCAUGGCUCGUUGCCAAAGCCUUUGGGUCAGACAGCAUCCCCGAGGACCUGCAGGAGCCCUUCUACAGGGACCAGUAUGACCAGGAGCACCUGAAGCCCCCCGUGGCAUCCCUGCUGCUGUCGGCCGAGCUCUACUGCCGCGCCGGGAGCCUGAUCCUGCGCAGCGACGCCGCCAAGCCGCUGCUGGGACACAAUGCCGUCAUCCAGGCCCUCGCCACGAGAGGUCUCUACGUCACCGACCAGGAGAAACUUGUCACAGAGAGGGAUCUCUGCAACACCCCCAUACAGAUGAGCUGCCACCUGGCGAUGAUUGACACGCUGAUGAUGGCCUACACGGUGGAGAUGGUGAGCGUGGAGCGCGUCCUCUCUUGCGUUCAGCGAUACUGUCCGCUCUUCCCAGACGAGGACAUUCCCUACGAUGCAGAGGAUGCUGUGACGAUCUGGCUAAACAAGGUGAAUGAGCAUCUGAGAGACAUUCUGGAGCAGGACCAGAGGACCAGAGAGGCACCCCCUGGGGAGAACACUGGAGCCCAGAAAUCUUCAGCCAAAUGGUACUGGAAACUGGUACCUUCGCGCUACAGGAGGGAGGACAUCAAGCCCAGGCCAGCUCACUGCCUCCCCCUGGUGGACAACCUGCUGAAGGACAACACAGAUGGCUGCGCCCUGGCUGCCUUGCUCCACUUCUACUGCCCCACCUCUGUCAGGCUGGAAGAUAUCUGCCUGAAGGAGACCAUGUCUCUGGCAGACAGCCUGUACAAUCUUCAGCUGGUGCAGGAGUUCUGCAGCGAGAACCUCAACUGCUGCUGCCACUUCAGCCUGGAGGACAUGCUCUACGCCUCUUCCUCCAUCAAGAGUAACUACCUUGUGUUUAUGGCCGAACUGUUCUGGUGGUUUGAAGUGGUGAAGCCUUCCUUUGUACAGCCCCGUUCCCUCGAUGCCAAAGUUUCAGAGCCGACACAGUCGUCAACAAAAAUGGCUCCCAUUUCCAAAAACAAACCUAGCUUCAUGGAGAGAUCAUGUAGUCCUGAGCCUUCAAGCUCACAACCAAAUGCAAAACCCUCAGCUCUAAUAAAGCGAUCUUCCUCUAUGUCUUAUGUGGAUGGCUGUGUGGGAACAUGGCCCAAAGAGAAACGGUCCUCUGCUCACGGCAUCUCCUUUGAGAUCCCCUUUGACGACGAGGUGGUGCCGGUUCAGCCAGGCAUGACCCGCUCCGCCAGCACAGAGGGCCUGGGCUUCAGGGCGCACCACACCAAGCGGGACAUACGGCGGAACCUCUCCUUCCAGCCCGUCAACGGCCAGGGCGGCUACAUCCAGGAGGAGGAGAGCAACGAGGCUGCGGGGACCAACAGACGAGCGGGAAGGCCUCGCAUCAGGACCGAUGCUAAGCAUUGUAAUGGACUGCUGUCAGAGGACCAUACCCCCCAGCCUAGCACCCCCAGCAUAGAGGAGGCCCUGAAGAUCAUCCACGACUCAGAGAGGACCCACGGCAGCCUCCCCUCAGGCAGUGGGGGCAGCAGCUUCUACCUGCACGCCGGGGAGACUGGCGAUGCUACCGCCAGUUCCAACCACGACAACGAUGAUGACCAGCCAGACGACAUCGACUCCAAAGCACGGGUGGAUGACGGUGACCUGAACUCUACAUCCACGGAGGUGGACACGGGCAUCCACGUUAAGACUGAGGACAUUCAGGAUGGCCAGGACGAGGACUCAUCACUGAAGGACUACUCAGACAUGGACCAGGACUACGAGGUGCGGUCGUGCCCGCUGCUGGAGUCGUCCAGCCCCUGCGCCACCCUGAUGGGUGCACGCUCGCUGGGCUGCGGCAGCCCGGCCUCGUCCACAGGCUCCGGCAUCCGCAUGACCAGCUUCGCGGAGCAGAAGUUCCGCAAGCGGAACCAGGCCGAGGGCCGGAACAGCGGCAGCGGGAGCAACACGCCCGAGAGCUCCGAGCUCAACCUGCCAAACGCAACAACAGCAGCAGCAGUGGCGACUCCGGCGCCAGCAGCGGGGAGACUGGUCGCACGGGACGCUCAGAGCCCCGGACUCCUGACCUCGCCCCGCGACCCUGGCCACAUCCUGGCCUCGGAGAUGGUGCAUCUGAAGAUGAAGCUGGAGGAGAAGCGCCGAGCCAUUGAGGCGCAGAAGAAGAAGGUGGAGGCGGCGUUCACACGACACCGCCAGAGGAUGGGCCGCACCGCCUUCCUCAACGUGGUCCGCAGGAAGGGCGGCUCCACCUCCCCUUCCCCCGUGGCCGAAACAGCAAGUUCCCUGAGCUUCAGCAAGCCCCCCUCGCCUUCACCAAUCGCGGACACCCCUUCGGCUCAGAGGCCAGCCCCCAGCAGUGUCGGUGGCGCCGGACUGGAGAGGUGCAAGCCAGACGGCGCAGCGCCCAAGUCCCCCGUGGAGGACAGCGGCGCUGAGGUGGACAUGACGGAGUACACGCGCACCAUCGACCGCCUCAACACGUCGCUCGGCUUCCUGCAGUCUGAGAUGCAGCGGCUGGCUAGCCAGCAGGAGUCCAUCAUGCAGAUGCGAGACAAGCAGGCCUGGGUCAUAUCCCCGCCGUCGCAGCCGUCGCCACAGAAGCAGCUGCGGGAGCUGCGCAGCAGCAGCGUCGCCGGCCGCGGAGGCUCCGUGGGCUCCCUCUCGCCCAUCCUCUCCUCCUCGGUCACUGGCGGCACCGGAUCCCCCCGCACCACUCACCGCUCUCCCAGCAUCAUCAAGAGGAAGUCGGCCUCCUUCCACGCCAGCACGCCGCGCACGCCCCGCCCCAGCGAGCUGAAGAUCACGCCCUUCCGCCGCAUGCUCAACACACCCCAGUCGGUGGACAGCCUGCCCCACCUGCGCCGCUUCUCCCCCAGCCAGGCGCAGACCACCUCCUUCGCCUACCUGGGCCACGACUCCAGGCCCACAGCGGCGGCAAGCGGCGAGCAGGAGGUCAAGGACAUGGGACAGGCUCCAGACCAAGCCAAAGACAAGGAUCAGGGGGCAGGCGCAGAGCUGGAGAAGAGCCAGGCUGCUCAGGCUGAGGGAAAAACAGCAGAGAAAAAAGAGGAGAGAAAGGGAGGAGAAAAUACCGGAAAGAAAGCAGCAAACGGCAGACCUGGAGCUGCUUCCAAGGUGCUGUCUCAGCCGGCGUCUGUGACGGCGACCAGCACAACCAGCGUCACGGAGCAGCAGACCCAGCCCAAAAAGGACCUGAUAGAGGUACCACUGUCUGUGCUGAAGCCCGUGGAGGGACAGGAGUCGGGCCUGGACUCGGGCCCAGACGGAGAACAGGGACUGGAGAACCAAGACCAAAAGAUGUGCUGUGGGUUCUUCUACAGGGAUGACCUGCAGGGGGAGGAGGAAAUGGCGCAGAAGCGGGCGGCACUAUUGGAGAAGAGGGAGAGGAGGGAGAGGGAGAUGCAGCAGAAGAGACAGGAGCUGGAGGCCGAGCUGGAGCAGAAGAAAGAAGCGGCACGGUUGAAGGCUGAGGAGGAACGUCAGAAGCGAGAGGAAGAGAAAGCACGUAGGGACUACAUCAAAAACGAGUUUCUGAGGAGAAAGCAGCUGAAACUGUUUGAGGACAUGGAAGGCGUCAUCAAGCCCCGCCCCGCCAGCUUCAAGAAGAAGCCCCGCCCCAAGUCUAUGCACAGAGACAUCAUGGAGUCCCCAAAGCCACCAAUCAAGGCCACAGGGUCGCGACCGCGUGGGUAUUCAGUAUCCAGCCUCUCACUUGCGUCUCUGAACCUUGCAGACAAUGAGAGUGUCCAAUCUGACAAGAGAACUCCUCGAAGCAGUAAAUUGUCUGCUGGCAAUUUAAGCUUCUUUUUGAAUUCUUCAAAAGUGAGAAAGGGAAGGCCAGACUCUGCAGAAGGAUACCUGUCUCCAUGUCAGUCUGUGAGUCGAAACGGAGAAAACUGGGAGAAUGAGUCCACCACAUCAUCUGUGGCAUCCAACACUGAGUACACAGGACCAAAGUUAUACAAGGAGCCAAGUGCUAAAUCCAACAAAUACAUCAUUCAGAAUGCACUAGCCCAUUGUUGUCUGGCUGGCAAGGUCAAUGAAGGUCAGAAGAACAAGAUAUUGGAGGAAAUUGAGAAAUCCGAGUCCAACAGCUUCCUGAUUCUCUUCCGCGACUCUGGGUGCCAGUUCCGAUCUCUCUACACCUACUGUCCAGAGACUGAGGAGAUCACACGUCUGGUCGGCUUCGGACCCAAGACCAUCACACUAAAGAUGAUCGAGGGUCUGUUCAAGUACAACUCAGACAAGAAGCAGUUCAGCCACAUCCCCGCCAAGACCAUGUCAGCCAACGUGGACGCCAUCACCAUCUUCGGUCACCUGUGGCAGACCAAGAAACAGGGAACGCCCAAAAAGUUUGUCUAAUCAGGACUACUGUUCUCUCCUCUGAUGUGAAGAGACAGACUCAUUCAACCAACACCUCACUGUAUAAAUUGGAUUUGCGAUACAGCCUAACAAGUUGUUCCAUUCACAGUAUUUCACCUAUUCCAAUCAUUUGGACAGUGUUUGACUUUAGUGACAUGAUCAAGUUGAAUGUAAAUGAAAAAAAAUCAUUAGGCAGGCUUCAUCUGAUGACCGUUAUGCAACACUAGUGUGAGUUUAGGCGUACUGUGUGUGUUGCACACAAGUGUUUGUGUGCAUGUCUAUGCCUAUGUGUGUGUGUGUAUGUGUGUCUGUGCCAAAAACAACAGGAGGGAAAGAUGCCUCAUUUGGUGGAUAGAGAUUUGAAGCACUGAAUGUCACUCUGUGUGGAUAGAACUAUGGUUUUUAUUCAUAUGUUGCCUUUGGUGGCCUUAGGCUUGUUUUUGUUCAGUUGUGGAUGCCUCGUCCCCUAUCACAGCUGGUGUGUCACCUACAUGAAAUAUGAGCUUCUAACUGUGGUAAACAGAAAUGUGUUCAAGCCUUAGGCCUAAAGGUUUUGCUUUUGGCAAGAGAUGGUUCAAUUGCGGGUUCAAAAGUGUGAGAGAAACUAAGACUUUUUUAACACAUUGUCAUUAUUUUUAAUAUUCACAAGGAGGUAGAUUACUGAGUGGGAAACAAAUAUAAUUUGGUUUACCAGCACUUCAAAUGUUUCCUUCUGUUGUGUGCACCAAUGGGAACUUUAAAAUCACUGAUUUCAUUACCCUUCAUCGCAGAGCAUUCACAAAGAACCUGAAUGUUAAAGAAAUGAAUAGUUGUUUGUAUAUAAUGGCGACUUCAUUGAAACGAGCUUACUUCACAUAGCAUUUGACGUGAAUAUGAGGCCUUUUCAUCCGAGAGAACUAAGUGUAUUUACAUACCACUGAUAGACCUUUUUAGCUUUAGACGAGUAAAAAACACUCUUACAACUCCACGAUUAUGCAGUCCAUCCUAAAUCCUAUAGAUAAUGUGAUGGUGUGAACAGAAAUGCCAGACCAGUUGUUUCGUAGCCACAGAACCAUCUAAAUACAUGUGACACCAUAAACAAUCCUAAAUAUCGUAUUAUGAUGCUUCCACAUAGUUGAUGCCUAUAACGUUGCUAAAUUAAUUGCUAACUUAUAUCGAGUAAACUGGUAAACGUGUGUUAAAAUAACAUGUUUCAUUUGCAGGGCUCUGUUUUAUAUGAUUCUUUUUUUCUGUUACCUUCAUGUCCUGAACAGUGAGAGAUGUCUUUAUUUUUUAUCUAUUAGGUCACUUCCUUUGUUUUAACUUGUUUAUGAUGUACAUAUAUAGUUUGUCAUAUGAAAGUAUUUUGGAAAGCCAUUUAUUACAUAUAAUUUACAUAAAAAUGAGAAAACUAUGUAGAUUGUUAUACAAAAUGGAUCAUUACCUUUGUGUACAGCAAAGCAGAACCAAGAGAGUGUGACAGCGAAGAAGAGAGGUAUUGAACUAAGAAGACAGAGAUGUAUUAAGAUGGAAUAAGAGUGUCAGACGUUGCUUCUUCCACAUCCAGCAUUUCAUUUAAAUCUGGUUUGUUCAUUUUAUCAUCAUUUUGUAUUUGUUCCAUGUUAUGUUUAACCUGUAUAUAAAUACAGAUUUACAUCAAACAAA